Molecule: messenger RNA, 714 nt
Organism: Trypanosoma brucei brucei TREU927
Lineage: Eukaryota; Euglenozoa; Kinetoplastea; Trypanosomatida; Trypanosomatidae
Product: cyclophilin-type peptidyl-prolyl cis-trans isomerase, putative
Exons: 1
Coding region: 1-714 (237 amino acids)
Biological process (GO): protein peptidyl-prolyl isomerization
Molecular function (GO): peptidyl-prolyl cis-trans isomerase activity
Source: RefSeq, a predicted model, not a curated record
AUGAUAGCCAUUCUGUUUGGGUUCACCUUAGGUACUGCAGUUGGUGCGUGUAAUCGCGCUCAUUAUUCAUCAUAUGGUUCCAGCGUUUACAUCGCUCCACUUCCCUCUAAUUCACAUAACUCACUUGCGUUUAUGGAUAUUGCGCGUUACCGAGCUGGUCUCUUCACAACUCACCAAAGCGUUUGCGGCCGAGUUGUGAUUGAACUGUUUGACAGCAUCUCACCCGUUAGCACGACGAAUUUCCGUGGACUUUGCCAAGGAAAACAUGGAACCUCCGGUACUGGUCACAAAUUGUGUUAUAGUGGGACGCGACUCCUCCCUAAUGAAUGUUUUAUUCGAGGUGGUGAUGUUACAUUUGGCUCUGCAGCCGGCGGUUGGUCCAUUUAUGGCCGAAGUUUCCGCGAGAUGGCGAAGGGCAGCAGCAGCAGCAGCAGAAGCAGUGAUGUAAAGGGAAAGGGACUUGUGUACGCCGUCGGGGCAAACGCUCAGUGGGGCUCUGAAUUUUUAAUAACUGUGGAUGGGUUUACACCGGGGGAAGAUCAUAUUUUGUUGGGUCAAGUGGUGGAAGGUUAUGAUGUGCUGCAGCGGUUGCAGCAGCAAAGCCUUUUGCCACAUGCAAAACGUUUUAUUCAUUAUCGAAUUCUGAAGGCUGGGGUUCUUAAGGAAGCGGAAACGCCCAACUACGGGAAAGGUUCGGCGUUCCUUCGGUUUUGA